UAACGCAAACUUCUCCUGCUCCCGUUGCCUUCUCAGUCAAAAACUCCAAAUACAACGACCAGUACCACCAUACUCAAAAAAAAAAAAAAAAAAAAAAAAGGAAUACGUGCCAAAGCAGGCAAGUGAAAGCAGAGCCACCCUAUGCGUAGGCGGGGGUGGUGGCGUUGUCGGUGGCUUAUCUAAAAGCUACACUACACACAAUAGGAUGGAAUGGAUGACAUCAUCAUCUUAUUACCCAAUAGCCAUUGAUGGCUAAAGUCAGAAAGUGGACCGUUUUUGUCCCAAGGGCAGGGCAGGGUGAGGGUGUGCGCAGCCCAUUCUGUGGCGCACGUUAGCCCUCCCCCACCCCACAUCUAAGCGGUGGCCUCAUCCUUCUAGAUCUCAAAAUCAGCCGCACGCCCCUCCCACCCCCCCACCCACCCCACCCUUUUACAUCCCCAAUCAAAUUCAAUAUGUCACCAAACCCCACUUUCCCCACCACUUCCUCAGCCCUAACCCUUUCUUAUCUUUUCUCCACCACCAAUAUCCCUCCUUCGCUAACGCUCUCCGCUUCUCUUUUUUCUCCACCCAUAUUUCCUUUCUAUUUCAACUUUCACCAUCGCUGCCCUUAACCUACGCCCUACCCAUGUCCGCCCCUACAGCUGAAUCUCCGUCCCCCCUAGAUUCUACCCUUCCAUCCAAUCCACUACCAGCGCUCCCUGCGCCACCGCAGCCUUCCACCAAUCCACGCCGUCUCCCACCGCCAUGUUGGUCCCACGACGAGACGGUCGCCCUGAUCGAUGCCUACUGCGACAAGUGGUACACGCUCCGUCGUGGUAACCUCAAGGCCAAUCACUGGCAAGAAGUCGCUGAAGCCGUUGCUCGCCGAUGCCCAGCUGCGUCCCCGCCGAAGACCGCCGUGCAGUGCCGCCAUAAGAUGGAGAAGCUCCGCAAGCGUUAUCGCACCGAGAUCCAGAGGGCACGAUCCAUGCCCGUUUCGAGAUUCUCUUCUUCUUGGGUACAUUUUAAGCGUAUGGAUGCCAUGGAAAAAGGCCCACAGGCUAAAGUGGAUUAUAACUCGGAGAGCGAUGGGGAUGAUAAUGAGGACGAAAACGAGGAUGAUGAUGAAAAUCAAGGUUUCUAUAUGGAGAAUCACAGGAAUGUUAGUACUAUUAUGAAUACGAGGAGCAUUCAUAAGCUGUAUCGUAAUGGAAUUGGAGGAAAUACUGGCAGCAAUGUGAGUGGGAGCGGUUCUGGCGCUAGUGUUGCUGGUGGUUUUAGAAUUAGAAUACCCACCGGAGUUAGUAUAGCGCAACCAGGACCCAAGUUUUAUCCUAAAGUUGAUCACAAGUAUGGCCUAAACCCUAAUUUGAGUUCUAAUUCUAGUCCUAAACCUAAUUUUGGAGCUGGGUCCGUGUCUGCAUCUGGGUUGGGGAGCAGUAAAGUUUUGAGGGGGUCCGAUGAAACGGGAAAGAAGAGGGAGAGGGAACCAAUGGAGGAGAUGGUGACAGCGAUCAAGGUGCUUGGAGAUGGGUUUGUGAAGAUGGAGCAGAUGAAAAUGGAGAUGGCUAGAGAGAUCGAGACCAUGAGGAUGGAAAUGGAGAUGAAGCGUACUGAGAUGAUUCUAGAGUCACAGCAGCGGAUUGUUGAGGCCUUUGCCAAGGCCUUCUCAGAGAAGAAGAAGAAGCCCAAGAGAAUACCUUCACCGGAGUCUUAGUAUUUGGUUGAUCCUGCAGACUUGGCUGCUGGUGCUGGAGUGAUUCUUUUGGAAAGGCGGCCUGCAUUAGCCACUUGUGAUUAAUGAGUAAUUAGGAAGCUAUGAAAAUUGAUUAGUUGUAGCCUAAAUUUUGGAAGAAUGUAGCUUUAUUUUGUUACAAGCGUGUGUAAAGGGGUUAACUUUAUGCUUUGUAAUUUAAGGCAACAUGAUUGAAGUUGUUCUGAA
Molecule: messenger RNA, 1921 nt
Organism: Hevea brasiliensis (rubber tree)
Lineage: Eukaryota; Viridiplantae; Streptophyta; Magnoliopsida; Malpighiales; Euphorbiaceae
Product: protein FIP2
Exons: 1
Coding region: 626-1696 (356 amino acids)
Cellular component (GO): nucleus
Molecular function (GO): transcription cis-regulatory region binding
Source: RefSeq, a predicted model, not a curated record